Molecule: messenger RNA, 1179 nt
Organism: Alternaria atra
Lineage: Eukaryota; Fungi; Ascomycota; Dothideomycetes; Pleosporales; Pleosporaceae
Exons: 2
Coding region: 1-1179 (392 amino acids)
Molecular function (GO): protein binding; 6-phosphogluconolactonase activity
Source: RefSeq, a predicted model, not a curated record
AUGCUUACUUCGCAUCCUCUCCUUCUUCCACUCUUCGGCAGUGUCGCAAGUGCGGCAAACCUGUGGGCGACACACUACUCGGGCACGAUCAACUACCUGUCAUUCAACGACAAUGCCUUGACUCUGAGCAGUUCGACCCCCACAGGCAACAAGCUGCCUAGUUGGAUCACGUACGACAGUGCUGGAAAAGCGCUGUACAUUCCGGACGAAGUCUUCUAUGGGGCAACAGGAGGAAAUUUAGUCUCCUUCACCGUGGGUAACAAUGGCAGUGUGACCGCAGGAGGGAAAGGCUCUACACCUCUCGGUGUUGUUGCGACAGCGCUCUAUGGUGGCGCAGAUGGAAAAAGCUUCAUCGCCAACGCUCACUACCAAUCUUCACAAUUGACGACCUUCAAACUACCAUUGACUGGUGGACAGCCGCUCCAAACAAUCAAGUAUACUGGAAAAAGUGUAAACCCUUACCGACAAGAAGCUCCCCACCCACAUCAUGCUUUUGUAGAUCCAUCCGGCGACUUCUUGAUAGUACCUGACCUUGGAACGGAUCUGAUCCGGAUUCACAAGAUCGAUCAGACAUCUGGAAAGCUCACAGAGUGCACUCCUGCGAAGCCGCGUCCUGGCACAGGACCAAGACACGGAGCAUUCUGGUCACCAUCAGGAGCUUUCUCGCGUGUUCGUCGAGCAGCAGAAGGCACGACGCUCUUUGUCGCCAACGAGCUUUCCAACAGCGUGUCAGCAUGGGCUGUUUCAUACCCCUCAUCAGGAGGCUGCAUGUCUCUGACCCUGAAGCAGACGUUGACGCCGUAUCAAGGCAACACCACCGCCCCUACUGGUACCAAGGUCGGUGAGAUCAAGGUGAAGGGCAACUUCCUCUACACCACAAAUCGAAACGACAAGAAGUUCAGUCCCAACGACUCACUUACUCAAUACACCAUCUCUUCCAACGGAAGUCUCACGUGGACAGCCAACACGUCAUCCUAUGGCACGUAUCCGCGUACCUUUGACAUCAACAAGGCUGGUGAUUUCGUUGCCAUUGGCGAUCAAACUACGUCGAAUGUAGCCAUCGUACCAAGAGACCCGAAGACUGGUAAACUGGGAGAGCGCGUUGCGGAUCUUAGGAUCGGGACUGUUGGCACGCCCGAGAACGAGGACGGUCUCAGCGCGGUUGUUUGGGCUGAGUAA